AUGGCACCUGAUCUAAAGGCACUAUUCCAACGCGUUGCAGCCACAGCUGAUCCGACAUCUGUUACGCGAGCUGAAAGGAACCAGAUUUAUCGACUCCCCCCACCAGAUGAAGAAGACCGUUUGUGCAAAGAGAAGACCGGCUUUACCAUGGAUGAGCUCAAAAAGAAGGCCAUGGCCGAUCCAGAAACCUUAACAGAGGUUGAGACCUUUAUUAUUAUCUUGGGGGCCACCCAUGAUGUACAUAUUCCCGGCAGCGGCUCAAGCACGCUUUUAUGGAAAAUGGGCCUCGUCGAUGAUGAGCAUCAGCUUGCUAGACAGGUUCAUCAUCUUUUGUCUAAUGAAUAUGACAUUGAGGUACACCGCCGAGCACAAAAACGUGCCCGUGCUUUUGACGAUGUAAAAAAGGCGCGGAAGGCUCAAAAACGACAAGAAUUAGUCGCGGCUCAGGCGGCAAGAAUAAGAGCAUCCCGGCCUCAAUGGGUGAACCACAUGUUCGAUGCACAAUUGCCGCAAUGGGGGUUUGUUAUUUUCCGGACCGCAUACAGUGAGGGGACCGAUGAGAAAUGGAGAGUUUUUAACGGCAUCUUCGGCACAACUGUCAUACAAGUGUUUCAUAAACACUGGAGAAUAGCAGCCAGUUUAUCAUCAACCCAUGUUCCAAUCGCAGUUUCUGAUCCGUUACUUGAAGCAGCGGAUCUCGAGACUUUGCGGCAACGAUUCAAGGCCAUGCGAGAGCGAAACGAGAUUCCCAAUCGCAUAGCAACAGACUGCCUUUUGGUAGCAGAUCGGGCAGGACCCAGCGAACCAGACCCGUGGCAAAAUACAUUGUUUUUGAGAGCCGUCAAUCCAGACUACGACGCUUCCGCGCCAAACCCAUCCGACGAAGACUUAUCUGGCUAUGAGGGAGUGAUCACAAUCCCGCUUCCUAAAGCUGUAGAUUGGUUGUAUUAUUGUUUCUUUGCCAACAGCGAGGAUUGGGAGACUAGGUACAAAGUAGUCAAGGGAGGGGCGGCGGAACAGAUGGUGAGUACUGGUUCUAUUUGCUUUCUCAACUAA
Messenger RNA from Trichoderma virens Gv29-8, 1056 nucleotides. RefSeq lists its product as uncharacterized. NCBI's taxonomy places the organism in Eukaryota, Fungi, Ascomycota, Sordariomycetes, Hypocreales, Hypocreaceae. The coding region runs from base 1 to 1056 and encodes 351 amino acids. The transcript is spliced from 2 exons. The record is from RefSeq and is a predicted model, not a curated record.